AUGACUGCGUCGGCUUCAAUCUUCAUUGGAGCCCUGCUCAUUGCUCUCCCAUUUGCUACUGGUUCGGCCGCCAAUGCCCAUAACAUCCGAGGCUCAGAUGGCAUCUCGCCUGGUUUUCCGUUUCCAGCGAGCGAAUCCGGCACUCAUGGCCUUUUGAAUCCAAAGGAGAUCUUUCAAGAGGGAAUGGAAGACGGACGAUGCAAAUCCCUUGGCUUCCUCUACCACGGUGGUAAAUGCGCAUCUGUGAGUGACGACGUAUGUCAAGAUUUCCAACAUGAUGUUGAUGUUGUAACAACCAGCACAAAAGUCUUACUGGUAGUGGCAAACAGUGAUGAUCCUUCCUUGGUAUACUAUGAGAAGCUUCAUCAACCUGGUAGUCUCUUUCAGAUCACAGCCAUUGACGGCAAUGCUGAUCUACCGGGCACCUUCAUCGUCUCAGUCUUCGAGAGUAGCCACGAUCCUCGCGUAGGUGUUGCUGUUUCCCGUGGACGGAUGGUUCAAACCAUGGUUCUCAAUGCGGAUUGCAGGAGCGACCUAACCGAAACUCCUACGAGGCCUGUCCAACUGGUGUUUACAGCAAGAAGCCCACUCAAGAAGAAUGCAGCUUCUUAG
Messenger RNA from Seminavis robusta, 612 nucleotides. NCBI's taxonomy places the organism in Eukaryota, Bacillariophyta, Bacillariophyceae, Naviculales, Naviculaceae. The record is from the annotation of a GenBank genome assembly.